This is a messenger RNA of Aspergillus aculeatus ATCC 16872, 771 nucleotides long. RefSeq lists its product as uncharacterized. NCBI's taxonomy places the organism in Eukaryota, Fungi, Ascomycota, Eurotiomycetes, Eurotiales, Aspergillaceae. The transcript is spliced from 2 exons. Bases 1 to 771 code for a protein of 256 amino acids. The record is from RefSeq and is a predicted model, not a curated record.
AUGUCCGCCCUCCGCUUUUUACUCCUCCUGCUAUGCUUCAUCAUCCAGCGCGCCGCAACCUCCGACGCAAACAACUACUUCAUCAAGCCCUCCUCCGGCAACGGCAUCAACCCCGUCUGGACCUUAGGAGACGACCAGGUCAUCUCUUGGAAAACGACCCUGGGGGUAUUUAAUGUCUCCAUCUGGCAGCAGAGUCUGGUCCAGCAGAGCGCGGCGAGUCAGGGGAACAUCUAUUCCAAAAUCCACCCCACCGACUCCGUCACCAACUUCACCUGGCCCGUCCAGCUCUACGGCUUCGACCUCGCGUACUCCAACGUCUUCUUCCUGUGGAUUGACCCCGAUGAGGCGGGUGGGUUCGUCUCGUGUUAUUUUAAUAUUACUAGGGCGGAGGGGGCGGAGUCGGUGCGCGAGUCGGCGACGACGGUGUCGGGGUUGGGGUCUGCGACGGGAUCUGCGUUGACGCGGGGCCGGGUCGGUUGGCGCUUGGGGUUGGUCUCGGGGUUGGGGUCCCGUUGCUUGGGGCGGUGGUUGCGCUGGGGGUUUUGGUGGGGAGAUGGAGGCGGGACUUGCAAGUACAGGGUGGUGGUGGUGGUGCGGGAGGGAAGGAGGGGUCGUCGUCGAGUGCGACUCUUGCGUCUUCUGGUGGUGGGUCUGGGUAUGGGUAUGAGUAUGGGCCUGGGUAUGGGCCUGGGCGUGGACAUGGAUACCAGCAUUACGGAGGUGGGGAGGGGCCGAAGGAAAUGGUCGGGUCGGAGCCGAGGGACAGAUUAG